AUGAAUUUCCAACUUUUCUUCCUUUUGGCUGCAAUUUUCGCAUUCUCAAUGGUGGUAGGUUGAAUUUGGCUGCGUAUCUAAACACAUUUAAUACUCAGUCAACCUUUUUUUCUUUUCAGCAAUCCCAAAUAGUGCCAAAUCUUAGAGCUGGUGGAAGUGAGGUAGGUCACAAUUCGCUGCGUAUCUAAACACAUUUGAUACUCAGCCUACAUGAAUAUUUUUUCAGCAAUCUAAUCAUAUACUCAGAGAAUAAGAACGGAAAUCCAGUGGACAAAGUCCUCCGCUGGAGUCCCGAAACAGCGAAUUUCGGAAUCCCGUCGGAGAGAUCUCUCCGGCGGACUUCCAGAAUUGUUUUUUUGUCAGAAAGUCAAAAACGGACUCCAAAACUUGGAAGACCAGUGGAGAACAUUGUCCGCUGGAGUUCCGAAAUGA
Molecule: messenger RNA, 432 nt
Organism: Caenorhabditis angaria
Lineage: Eukaryota; Metazoa; Nematoda; Chromadorea; Rhabditida; Rhabditidae
Source: the annotation of a GenBank genome assembly